Messenger RNA from Aspergillus sclerotioniger CBS 115572, 1414 nucleotides. Its product is annotated as pirin family protein. Bases 193 to 1299 code for a protein of 368 amino acids. The transcript has a single exon. Lineage: Eukaryota; Fungi; Ascomycota; Eurotiomycetes; Eurotiales; Aspergillaceae. The record is from RefSeq and is a predicted model, not a curated record.
CCCAUACGAGGAUUCCAAUCCACCUCCAACCAAAAGUCUGAAUCAUGGCUUACCCGAACAAUUAUAAGAAUUGACUAACCCACCCAGCUGAUGGAUGCGUAGUAUUUUUCCCUCGUAGCAGCGCCCUCCAGCAUCUUCCACAGUCUUCGUGCUGCUCUCACGGACUCUUAUAAAAGACCGCUCCAAGUCCACAUGAAACUCCUCUGGUCUUUUUUUAUCGCUAUCAUUGCAAUUGUCUUGACUUGGCAAAGUACUUCUACAUUUGACUUCUUUACUAGAUACUUUACUACUACCACCACAACCACAACCACAACCACAAACACCACAUUGAAUACCACUUUCCCCACUACCACUACCCCAAUCAUCAUCAACAACAACAACAACAGCAUAAUGGCCGUCCCACGCGCAAUCCGUCAAGCCUUCCUCGCCAUCGAACAAGCCGAAGGCGCCGGCGCCCGCGUGCGGCGCUCCAUCGGCACCGCCAAACUGCGCCACCUGAGCCCGUUCCUCAUGCUGGACCACUUCACCAUCGGCAAGGGGGCCGGAUUCCCCGACCACCCGCACCGGGGCCAAGAAACCAUCACCUACCUUUUAUCCGGCGGUGUCGACCAUGAAGAUUUCGCCGGCAACCGGGGCACCAUUGGUCCGGGCGAUUUGCAAUUCAUGACGGCCGGGCGCGGAAUCAUGCACGCGGAAAUGCCGCACGAGAAUCCCGAUGGCAGUCCCAACGUCGGCAUGCAGCUGUGGGUGGAUCUGCCCAAGAAAUUGAAGAUGUGCGAGCCGCGCUAUCGGGAUCUGCGCGCCGAGGAGAUCCCCAUCGCUACCACCGAUGAGGGCCGGGUCACCGUCAAGGUCAUUUCGGGCCAGUCGCAUGGGGUGGAUUCCGUGCGCGAUUUGGCCUAUACCCCGGUCUGGUUGUUGGAUGUGACGAUUCGGCCUGGGGGUCGCGUUAAGCAGUUGUUGCCUGUCGGGUGGAAUGCGUUUGCCUAUACGUUGCAGGGCCGGACCGUGUUUGGGUCUGGAGAGGAGACUCAGUCGAUUGAGCAGUUUCAUAAUGUUGUGUUUGAGCAGCAGGGCGAUUAUGUGGAGGCUUCAGUGCCUGAUAACGCUGAAUCCGAGGGCAGGUUCUUGAUCGUUGCGGGCCAGCCGCUGGAUCAGAAGGUCGUUCAGUAUGGCCCGUUUGUUGUCACCAGUCAGGAGGAGGUCUAUCAGGCCAUGUUGGACUACCAGACUGCGUCCAAUGGGUUUGAGAAGUCCCGUGGCUGGGAGAGUGACAUCGGGAAGCGCAUGGCCUAUUAAGGGGCCGGCCGGGAUGAUGUUUAGACAAGCGGGAUUGGAUAUUGCGGGUUGGCGUUUGGGGGUUCUCCUAGGAUUGUUUGUUAUAUAGAUCACAUAAUAGCAUCACGACUGAUGA